ACUCCGUCAAUCGUCAUUUAGUGGUGAUCAAAACGUCGAUGUGUGUGGUAGUGAAGUUAACUUUUCUAACAUAACAUUUCACAAAAUAACACUAAUCUACUACUAAAGUACAAUAACGUAUUGACGGUGAUAAUAGAAACAUUCAACGUGUCUAGUUUUCUGAAUAGUAUUCAAAAUGUGUGAUAAUACCAAUCCUUCAACGCAAAGUAUAGCGGACUACUUGGCACAGUUGCUCAAAGACAGGAAGCAACUCGCUGCGUUCCCUAAUGUUUUCAUGCACAUGGAGCGACUUUUAGAUGAAGAAAUCGCAAAAGUGCGCGCGAGUCUGUUCCAAAUAAAUGGGGUGAAGAAAGAGCCCCUCAUUCUGCCGGAGCCAGAGGGAAUGCUCACCACACUGACUGAAAAAGUAUAUGUGCCGGUCAAAGAACACCCAGAUUUCAACUUUGUGGGCAGGAUUCUGGGCCCCAGAGGUAUGACUGCCAAACAGUUGGAGCAGGAGACUGGCUGCAAAAUCAUGGUCAGAGGAAAAGGUUCCAUGAGGGAUAAGAAGAAGGAGGAUGCAAACAGGGGCAAGCCGAAUUGGGAGCAUCUAGCGGAUGAUCUUCACGUAUUGCUCACAGUGGAGGACACUGAGAAUCGGGCCAAAGUGAAGCUCGCCAGGGCUGUUGAGGAGGUGAAGCGUCUGCUCAUCCCUCAAGCCGAUGGCGAAGAUGAAUUGAAGAAACGCCAGUUGAUGGAACUGGCCAUUAUAAAUGGCACGUACCGCGACUCAAGCGCAAAGGGUGUGGUACCUGUCAACGGUCAGUGCGUAUUAACUGACGAGGAGUGGCGUCGCGUUGCCGCGGAGACUCAGAGGCUCCUCGCCCCGACGGGGGGAGUAGGCAGCGUGGCCCUGCGCACCCAGGCGCCCCUCGGUGCGCCCUUGAUCCUCUCCCCGCGCAUGACCACUGGGCCGGGAGCUCAAGCUAGCCUGCUUAACGGUACAGGCGCGGGCGCAGCGGCUGGACUCCUCUCACCGGGCGAGCCGGCGCAUCAGCUGAUCUACGCAUCGCCCUACGCCGAUUACGCCAACUACGCUGCGCUGACAGCCGCCGCCAAUCCGCUCCUGACUGCGGAGUACGCCGCCGCCGACCAUACCGCGUCGAGGUACCUCCUUGCUGGCUUUUGACAUUGGCCGCAUUCGCAGACCUCGAUAAGAUCCGACAGGCUUCAGUCACCGGCCUUCACAACAUAUUUACCGUCCUUGACAGAUCUGUACGCGAAUGCCUUUCUAGAGUCAUAAUAUCGAUUAAUAUAGAAUAAGGUUAAUUAAGGACAAUUUAGUUUUAGUUCCGAAAUUUUGUACCUUAAACGUUAUUUCUUUAUCGUCUGUUAUGUACAGAGUAUAACUUGUUUAAAACAAAGAGUUAUUUAAUAUAUAGCAAAUUUUAAUAUUUACACAGAAUUAAUAUAUGUUUAUUACAAAUGUUUAUAUGGUUUUAUCGAAUCGGGCUUUGGCAGUAUUGUUAGAGGGCUUAGCGUAACGAAGUGUUUUACUGCCCGUAGAUUUAUUAGUUACCGAUACGUUCACAUAAGUUUUAUCGAUUACGAACAACUUUAGUAUGCCCUUGCUUGUAACAAAACUAAUAAAUUAACAAAUAUUCACAUUUAGAGUUGACACUUGCAUGUUUUUUUCCAGUUGUAAAUAACGUCGAGUUUCUAUUAACGGUGAAAUCUCUGAAUGACGAACUUUCAGCGAUUACAAGCAAAAGGGACCAAUUGCGAUUUGAAACAAAUUUAAUUUUUUAACUUGAUUAACAGAACUGAUGACUUACACGAAACCCACAAAACACGAAGUUAGACGAUAUUUAGUUUACAUUUCUCCCCAAUUCUCGAUCGUUUCAUUGAAUAAUUUUAUUAGUGUAAUCGUAUUUAUACACAUACCAUAGGGUUAAGUAUUUUUAGUCUUCUGAAGAUUUACAUUUUAGCUUAGGAACGAGUGAGCUUUAUAAUUUAAUUGACGUCAUUUAAAACAAUUUAAAUUUCAAACCAGCCAUCUGUACCUUAUCGAGGGUCGAAUGCCCAAUUUAUCUUUUUUUUCCAAAGCAAUAAAAUAGGUUGUAAAUGAUAGAGCACGUAGGUUAGUUGAUAGGAUUUCUGCCAAAAUAUAACUUCGAAAUUAUACUUACACACUCUAGUAAAAACUAUGUAGAAAUAAAGUCGGCUCAUGAGAUUAUAUUUUUCACAGCAUUUACUAAUCACCCAGGACUAAAUCCCGAAAAUGUUCAUUCCAGACUGAGACUCCCAGCAAAUAUGUCAUAUUUGUGGUUGUCAAAUCCUGGGUGGUAAUAAAAAAAACAUUGGUUGAUGAAAAUGCUCUGUUCAGACACAGAUGAUAAAUAUCCUGUGCCGCUAGGUGUCGUGCGGAGGGCGGGACGUCUAGCGCAAGUGAGGGAGCACCCUUACCAGCGCACUGCCUUACCCGCGCCUUAAAUUUCCCGCCAAAACUUCUCACGCCGCCAUUUUGUUGAAAAGGUGAGAAGCGCGCACGGAACGCAUGCUUACUAUGAAUAUGCUUGUUAAAUCUGUUAAAUUAAAGAAAAUAAGCUAUGUUUGAUUAAAAAGUGAAUAUAAAUUAAAUGAUUAAGUAUUGUCUGUCAUUCAUAAUCCAAAUUUCGUUAAAUUUGAUAGCUUUGUUCUUUUAUUUAAAAUUGCUUUGUAGGAUUGUCUAGCAAUCAUGUUCGUUAGUAAGAAUGCGUAAGCGCCUUUGCUUAUGGUCUCUCUGUGUCUUAUUUAUUAUGUACUUAUUUUUAAUUAUAGUUAGUUCGUAUAGGUAUUAUGCCCCUCACUACUUCACACUGGAUCUGAAGUGAAUCUGCAUAAUUUUAAACUGUGAUUUUUAUAUUUCAUUUUUAUAGAUUUUUUUUUAAUACGUGUUGCGAUAUCAGUAACAACCGAGAACCGGUAAACGUUACCAAAUGUUGUUUGAUGUCACAACGUGUCUGUAACAGCUAUUGUUAUAUCCGGGUGUUUAGAAAUUUAAGUGUGGGAAGAAGGAAUCGGUGUUAUAAUAUUGAUUCACUCAAUUUCCUGCCAAAUAGUUCUCGAGGUGCUAAGUUCGGGUUGUGAGUCCUUCUUUCCCAAUGACCCCAGUAUUAGUCAAAGGAAUGAGCAUUUAUAUGUGUGCCAUCAAUCCAGUAUUAGACAAUGCACCUCCUUUGACUCGAUAUAAACAUCACAAGUUUUCUUAGUCAAUUAAAAGUUUUUUUUUUAUAGUUGUUUCUAUUUGCCUUAGAUUAUUACUUUCGUAUUUGAAAGAUUUAGUUUAAGAUUAUAUUAUGCACUUGUGUCCUUGUGGAUUAUAAAGGCGUAUUUAGUUUUACUUUUCACGCUUUAUUAUAAAAUCGAAUCGCUAAAUAGAUUUAUGGAGAUUUAUAUUGUAAUAUGUUUCAAUUGUUGAAUGUGAAUAGCAAAUGCAUUUUGAUUGAUAUACGCAAUAAACUGUCUGAAAUUUU
Pieris brassicae (large cabbage white) is the source of this 3494-nucleotide messenger RNA. It is a transcript of the gene how, whose product is annotated as protein held out wings. Gene Ontology annotation, cellular component: nucleus. Lineage: Eukaryota; Metazoa; Arthropoda; Insecta; Lepidoptera; Pieridae. Gene Ontology annotation, molecular function: mRNA binding. Gene Ontology annotation, biological process: regulation of mRNA splicing, via spliceosome. The transcript has 7 exons. The record is from RefSeq and is a predicted model, not a curated record. Bases 176 to 1168 code for a protein of 330 amino acids.